AUGUCGGACGUAGACGAAACGACGCCACUCACUGGGGACCGGCCUCGACAGAAGACCAUAGACGACAAGCCACGUGGUCAGUUUCGCUCAACCAUUGGCAUGAUCCUAUCUCUGAUGGGAUGUGUGGUUGGUACUGGAAAUAUUUGGAGAUUUCCAAGAAUAGUCGCCAAUAAUAGCGGUGAAGGAGGAGCACUUCAUUUCCUUAUUAUUUGGUUGUUUUUCCUGUUUUUAUGGUCCAUGCCGAUGAUGUUGGUGGAAUAUGCGACCGGUCGUUACACCAAGCUUUGUGUUGUAGAUUCUUUCAGAAAGCUGAUUGGUCCACAAAAUAUGUGGUGUGGAGGACUGAUUGUUGUUGGAACCUUAGGAAUAUCGUCUUACUAUUGCACUCUCUGUGGAUGGAGUUUAUAUUACUUUCAAUAUUUCAUAUUUAAUGACCUUCCCAUAAAUGAAACUGCCAGUCAGGCUAUAUUUGAUAACUACACUGAGAGCAGUUGGACGUAUUUUACAACAUUUCUUGCCGCACUGAUAGCAAGUAUAUCCGUCCUAUGGUCCGUGAAGAGUAUUGAAAUCGCCAACACCAUACUAGUGCCAACAUUUCUGCUUUUACUAUUAUUCAAUUUUAUUUGGGCCAUGACACUUGAAUUUUCAAACCUUGGUCUCAGAUUUUUAUUUUCUCCAGAUUGGGCUUUAUUGUCUGAUCCGGUGACGUGGAUGGAAGCAAUAAGUCAAAAUGCCUGGGAUACCGGAGUCGGACAUGGUGAAUUCCUGUCCUAUGCAACACAUAUGACCAGAGAAAAUGGUGUUGUUAAAAUAUCAACGGGUAUACCUACAGCCAACAACUUAGUUAGUUUAUUAAAUGGAAUGACUACUUUUGCAUCAGUAUUUGCCAUUGAAACAGCAAAUGGAAAGAACAAGACAGAGAUUAUACAAGUAUUGAAAUCAAAUGGACCUGGUAAUACUGGUCUUACAUUUGUAUGGGUGCCUAUGCUGUACGCUACUGUGGAGACAUUUGGCAAGUACCUCGCCAUUGGGUUCUUUUUAGCGACGGCGUUUGCUGGGAUCAGUUCUUUAAUAGCACACCUUGAACUCUAUGCAAAAACCUUGGAAGAUUUUGGCAUAAAAAGGGUGCCAUCUGUAAUAUUUUCAUCAAUAGUUGUUUUUCUGAUCAAUUUUGGAGCUUCCUCAAGUGUAGAAGUUCUAGUGAGUCUGGAUUACGUAUGGGCUUAUCAAUUGGUUAUAUCAGGACUAUUAUUUCAGUAUCUUGUUAUCCGUUUUGGUGCCACUAAAUACAGAACUCAGAUUAUCAACGAAUACGGUACAACUGAUUGGAUCUUACCAAAGCCAUGGGAAUGGCUUAUUAAGUUCAUUGCUCCAUUUGAAGCAUUGGUGUUGUUGCUAUGGUUUCUGAUUAAUGAACUUAUUACCAAACCUGAUUGGUACUUGUUGGAUACUCUUUCGUUGAUGAACCUCAUUAUGCAGUGGAGCAUUGCAACAGCUCUUCUGAUCAUACCAAAUUACAUCUAUGUUUGCUGUUGGUUGCCACGGAAACGAAAGAAAGAUGAUGAUCUUGUGAUGCCAGAAAGAGAAGAUUUUCAUGAGUCUCCAGGAAAACAGGCAUUUAUGUAUACUGAAGAGAACAAGUAA
Saccoglossus kowalevskii is the source of this 1644-nucleotide messenger RNA. RefSeq lists its product as uncharacterized. NCBI's taxonomy places the organism in Eukaryota, Metazoa, Hemichordata, Enteropneusta, Harrimaniidae. The record is from RefSeq and is a predicted model, not a curated record. Gene Ontology annotation, cellular component: membrane.